Saccostrea cuccullata (small rock oyster) is the source of this 1673-nucleotide messenger RNA. RefSeq lists its product as uncharacterized. Lineage: Eukaryota; Metazoa; Mollusca; Bivalvia; Ostreida; Ostreidae. The record is from RefSeq and is a predicted model, not a curated record. Bases 66 to 1673 code for a protein of 535 amino acids. The transcript has 4 exons.
AGGAAUCUUUCUGGGAGGAUCUUUGGAAGUUAGUACCACAUGAAGAUAAAAUCAGGCUUUACGACAUGGACUUUGCAUUAGGACUUAUAGAGAUGAAUGAAGAUGGGUGGCAAGUUCUGCACACUCUUAAAAAAGCAAUUGCUGAAGUAGUAUUGAAAAAAAUGGAUACAAAGAUAGAAGUUCCCUCAGCGUGGUCUCUUCUUGAACAUUUCUUGUUCAAAACAGAAAAGCCAAUUUUGUCAAUCAGUGACAUAAAUGAUGAGAAUGAGAGACUUCAAGAAUAUCAAUUGAAAAGUCAAGAAGAAAUAUUUGAUUUUCUGUCUUUUUUCCAUGGACACGGUAUUUUGCUCUUUUUUAAGGAGGAAGGAUUGAAAGCGUAUGCGAUUCUAAGCAUUCAAUGGUUUUCUGAUGCAUUCAGUAAGCUUAUUGCGGAUAAGGAACACGUCAUUAGAGACUGCAAACGAAGAUACAUUGAAGAGUGGAACCGUUUUAAUGCCUCGGGGAAUCUGAGUGAUUCUCUUGUAGAUGUUCUAUGGAAAGAGGAAGCGUCAUUUAUAAAACAUAAGGCAGCGCUUAUGUCAUACAUGGAGAGAUUACGGAUGUUAGUCAGCAUUGAAGGAGAAUCCUCCUGGUAUGUCCCCUGCAUGAACCAUAUGCCUUUUAAACACGAAAUCAUCUUGAAACAAACAAUGGAGAAGUCGUCCAUUCUGUGUUUUCGGUUCACUUCCUUUGCCAUGUUUGUCUACUACAGGCUUAUUGCAUAUUGCAUGAGUUUCCUGAAGUGGAAUGUGCAGCUCGAUAAGGACAAAAAUCAAUGUCUGUAUCACACAGCAGCAAUUUUUGAAACCAAAAAUCACACAGUUAUAGUUGGUAUAAUCAAUAACGACAUCCAGAUUCAAGUCUUGCGAAUAAAGAACCUGAAUCCAAAGGUAUCCUACGAAACUGGAAAAACAAUUGAAAUUGCCUUAAUAGAAUUGACGAAGACAUUUGAUGAAAGGAAAAACUUCCUAAAAGGCUACAAAUGUCUGAAUCGUUUUUGUAGCACGGAAGAUCUUACAUUUAUUCCAGAAAAUGAACUGGCUGGAGUUCAAUGCAUAUGUUCAAUAGAGGGUAAACAUGAAAUAGAUGCAAAAUGGACACUAUUUUUCUGGCAAAAGAAUGAUUGUCCCAGGAAUCCAUGCUCGUCGGAAGAAAAUCUUGAUGUUUGUGCAUCAGAAUCUAGUACAACAGAUGACAACGUUCAGUGUGCUUACUGGCAAAAGGUUUCAUUAAUGGCUGCCAUACAUAAAGAACACGGGGAUCUGUUGUCAAUACUCUUAGACUUUAUUGGAGAUGGUAAUGUUCUCCAGCGUUGGAAAAUAUAUAUUGGAAGCAUUACAAAUCGUCCAUAUUCAAGUAACAGAACUGUAGUUGAAGAUUUUGAUAAUCUACACCAAAUUGGGAAGCUGUCUCCUGGAAAAUAUGAUGUACUGUUGGAUUUUUUCAAAAAAUCAGAUAACAGAGCAAUUGAAUUCAUUAAAAAUACUCAGUCAAGAUUGGUAGAGUUACGGAGACAAGAUGGGAGUUUUCACGUGGAAACAGAUCAAGGAAGUCUGGAUGGGACGAAACAUCGGUCAGCAGGUAUGCCUACUUACCAGCAUAACUUGAUAAAUACACAAAAGCAAAAAUUUUAA